Molecule: messenger RNA, 852 nt
Organism: Vicia faba (fava bean)
Lineage: Eukaryota; Viridiplantae; Streptophyta; Magnoliopsida; Fabales; Fabaceae
Source: the annotation of a GenBank genome assembly
AUGGAUUGCACCUCCGGCACGUGUUUGUUUCCGUUACAUCGCUGCAAAACCAUUCACCUCGUGAGACACGCUCAGGGGAUCCACAAUGUGGAGGGAGAUAAGAACUACAAAGCGUACUUGAAUCCUGAAUAUUUCGAUGCUCAUCUCACUCCUCUCGGAUGGGAACAGGUUGAUAAUUUGCGGAAGCAUGUUCGAUCCUCUGGAUUGAUAAACAAGAUUGAUCUCGUUAUAGCUUCGCCUUUGAUGAGGACUUUGCAAACAGCUGUUGGGGUAUUUGGUGGGGAGGGAUACAGUGGUGAUAAAACGGAUGUGGUGCCUCUUAUGGUGGCAAAUGCAGGAAAUAGCUUUCGUGCUGCAAUUUCAAGUCUUAAUUGCCCACCAAUUGUUGCUGGCGAACUUUGUCGUGAACAUUUGGGAGUUCAUCCCUGUGACAGAAGAAGAAGUGUUAGCGAGUACCAGUUUCUUUUUCCUGCUGUUGAUUUUUCACUGAUAGACAGUGAUGAGGAUGUUUGGUGGAAGGAAGAUGUGAGAGAGACAAAGGAGGAACUUGCAGCUAGGGGGCUGAAGUUCAUGAACUGGUUGUGGACACGAAAAGAGAAGGAGAUAGCGAUUGUAACACACAGUGGAUUCUUGUUUCACACUCUAACUGCAUUUGGAAAUGAUUGCCACCCCUCGGUGAAGAAAGAAAUAUCCAAGCACUUUGCCAACUGUGAGCUUCGCUCCAUGGUCAUUGUGGAUAGAAGCAUGAUAGGGUUGGAAGCAUCAACAACUAACUAUCCAGGCAAGAUACCUUCAGGGCUGGACAAACCUAGUGAUGCUGUGGAUGAGAACGUUGAGAAGCAGGGCGUUUAG